This is a messenger RNA of Prorocentrum cordatum, 1171 nucleotides long. The record is from the annotation of a GenBank genome assembly. Lineage: Eukaryota; Dinophyceae; Prorocentrales; Prorocentraceae.
AGCCAUUUUGCCUCAAGUUUUUGGCUCCCAAGCCUGCCCUGCUCGGCAGCAGCCGGAACACCGCCGGCGCGCUAGCGCCCCUCUGGCGCUUCCUCGGCAUGCAGGUGCUGCGGUGCUGCCUUGCCGCGGCGGCCCUGGCCACCGCGGGCCUCGCCGGGGCGCCCGAGGCGACCUGCCAGGGCGCCGAGGCGGAGGAGGCGGCCAUGGUGCAGCUGAGGCCAGAGGCCGCCCAGCCUCCGCCGCCUCAGACCCGGCGGACGAGGCCCGAGCUGCCCUCGGGGAUCUUCUGACCCGGGUCAACCCAGACCCGGGUCAGUCAGGCUCCCGAUGCCCCCGAUAGCGCCGGCGAGCCAGCCGGCGACGAUGGUCGGGAUCCCGCCGCCAGCGCCGGAGCCGUGCGAGUACCUCGAGUACGGCUGGAGCUACUGCUACUCUCCCGUCAUGGAGUCGCCGUUCGACACGGUGGAGGAGGCGAAGAGCAGCUGCCUCUGCGACCCAGCCUGCGAGGGGGUGUACGACAGCGCGGGCGUCGAGGGGUGGAGCGGGAAGGCCUACGUCUGCAAGAACGAGGCGGGGCGCGGGCUCGAGUGGGACAGCCACAAGGUGGAGGGGUUCCAGGGCAGCGUGCACUGGAAGCUUCCCAAGAUGUUCUCGCCCUGGGAGUGCUCUGAGUACUGGGCGUCCUCGGGCAAGGGCAGCUGCUGAGCGGGGCGCCGGUGGCGGCAGCGCAGUUGGACCUCGGCCCUGCCUGCACCGCGGCCUGCGGGUGGAGGCCCAACUGGGCGGCGGGGCCCUGCCUGGCUUCCAAGCGAUUCCCUGAGCACAGAAGGGCCCAGCCCGAGCGUAGGGCACGUAGGGCCCCCAGAAUUUUGCCUGCUCGUGGGCAGAGGGUGCCCACAUCGGUCCCUCUGUCUCUCUCGCCUUCCUCUCCAUCUCUCUCUCUCUCUCCCUCUCCCUCUCCCUCGCCAGUGCCCCGCUCGAGGGGAGCGAACAGCAGCUCUCUUUUGUCGGAGUUCUCGCGUUUGGGACGGCGCUUCCCGCCUUCAGAGUCUUUAGCGAGGAGGCUGGACCUCGUCUCGUCUCGCCUCUUCGGCCUGAUCGCUUCGACUGGCCAGUGCUUGUUGGCGACUCGCUGCUUGCAGCGCGGGCCUCUCUCUCUCUCUCUCUCCCC